Messenger RNA from Dreissena polymorpha, 1149 nucleotides. Its product is annotated as E-selectin-like. The transcript is spliced from 8 exons. Bases 1 to 1149 code for a protein of 382 amino acids. NCBI's taxonomy places the organism in Eukaryota, Metazoa, Mollusca, Bivalvia, Myida, Dreissenidae. The record is from RefSeq and is a predicted model, not a curated record.
AUGGUUCCGUUAUCAACAUACUUAGAAACCAACGCAAGAUGUUUCCUACUGCUGACGUCUGUGUACUCGUCCACCAUCAAGCCGAAGACCUCGCUGUUAGUAACCCGCUGCUGUACAUCUUCUUCCACAGUCUCGGCCUGGCACUACUGUAAUCAACCGACUAUUAACGAAGGAACAGUCGCUACUCCUGACGGCACACAAGCAGGUGCCACCGCCUCAUUCACGUGUAACACUAAUUUUGUUAUCUCGGGCGCUGCUAUUAGCACGUGUACAGUCGCGGGAUGGGAUCCUAAACCUCCAACAUGCAAAUGUCCAAUUCUGACUGACAUACCGGGUGGUACUGUGAACAAUCUCGCCAAAGCGGACAGUACACCCAUUGAUGGGACAGCAUCCUUCCAAUGCACGAACGGUCUGGAACUCGUCGGCAGCGACAUAAGGACGUGCAGGGCUGGUGUAGGGUGGGAGCCAGAGACGCCCUCCUGUCAGUGUGCCGCUCUUACGCCUCCUGAGAACGGGGCAGUUGAUAAAGACUCAAGCAACACAGCUAUAGGCGGGACAGCAACUUACACAUGCAACAAUGGAUUUGUUGUGACUGGGACCGCUGUCUCUACGUGUAGUGUCACUGGUUGGGAUACGGCAGCACCAUCUUGCGAAUGCCCCACCCUGACAAAUAUCAUUGGUGGCACCGUAAAUGAAGAGGUUCGGACCUCUAGCACCGCUCUCAACGGAGUCGCAACCUAUGAGUGCACAGGGGACCUGGAGUUGGUUGGUGCCUCUCAGAGAACUUGCGUGUCGGGAACAGGAUGGAGCGGAAUUGCUCCAGAAUGUCAUUGCGCCGUUCUAACGCCUCCUGCGGAAGGGGCAGUUGAUAGAAACUCCGGCACCACAGUUAUAGGCGGGACAGCAACUUACACAUGCAACAAUGGAUUUGUUGUGACUGGGACCGCUGUCUCCACGUGUACAGUCGUUGGCUGGGAUACGGCAGCACCAUCUUGCGAAUGCCCCACCCUGACAAAUAUCAUUGGUGGCACCGUAAAUGAAGAGGUUCGGACCUCUAGCACCGCUCUCAACGGAGUCGCAACCUAUGAGUGCACAGGGGGCCUGGAGUUGGUUGUACAGCUCUGGCAAGUCCAGUUGAUGGUACAGUAG